GAUGCUUGUUGGGCGGAGCCAGUGCGUAGGUCGGGAGAGUUUAAAUAGGGCGCCGAGACCGCCCAGCGACACGUCUUCUUCUGCGGGAGAACUGCGCCUGCAACCAACGCAACGAGAACCAUUCCAGAUUUUUCAACCAAGCUCAAACGAUGGAGACCAAAGACAAACUGAUCAGCCAAGUGCUGAAGGAGGAGCCUGGGAGCAGCAGGAACAAGGUGACAGUGGUGGGGGUGGGCAUGGUGGGCAUGGCCACCGCCAUGAGUCUCCUGCUCAAGGAUCUGUGUGACGAGCUGGCUCUGGUGGAUGUGAUGGAGGACAAACUGAAGGGCGAAGCACUGGACCUCCAACAUGGCUCCUUCUUCCUGAAGACGCACAAGAUUGUGGCAGACAAAGACUACAGUGUGACAGCGGGCUCCAGGGUUGUGGUGUUGACCGCUGGCGCGCGUCAGCAGGAAGGAGAGAGCCGUCUGAAUCUGGUGCAGCGCAACGUCAACAUCUUCAAGUUCAUUAUCCCCAACAUCGUCAAGUACAGCCCCAACUGCAUCCUCAUGGUUGUCUCUAACCCAGUGGACAUCUUGACCUACGUUGCUUGGAAGCUGAGCGGCUUCCCGCGUCACCGCGUCAUCGGCUCCGGCACCAACCUGGACACUGCCCGCUUCCGCCACCUCAUGGGAGAGAAACUGAACCUCCACCCUUCGAGCUGCCACGGCUGGAUCAUCGGAGAGCACGGAGACUCCAGUGUGCCCGUGUGGAGCGGCGUGAAUGUGGCCGGCGUCAGUCUUAAGGACCUCAACCCUAAGAUGGGUAGUGAAGGAGAUGGCGAAGACUGGAAGGGGGUGCACAAGAUGGUGGUUGAUGGCGCAUAUGAGGUGAUCCGGCUGAAGGGUUACACUUCAUGGGCCAUCGGGAUGUCUGUGGCUGACCUGGUGGCGAGCAUCACCAAGAACAUGCACAAAGUUCACCCCGUGUCCACACUCAUUCAGGGUAUGUACGGUGUGAAAGAGGAGGUUUUCCUGAGCGUCCCCUGCGUCCUGGGCAACAGGGGCCUGUCAGAUGUCAUCAACAUGACCCUGAAGCCAGAGGAGCAGCAGCAGCUCAUAAAGAGCGCUGAGACGCUGUGGGCCGUCCAGAAGGAGCUCACUCUGUGAGCGGGGUAUCGCGCCCCUUGAUGCCACACUUCGACCCCAAACUAAACAUCACAAAACACUGUGCAUUACCCAGAGCGACUGCCUUUUACUUUGUGUCCUGCUGUUCCAACCAACCUCCAUUAAGACCCAUGAAGUUACUUUUGGCUAUUUACCAAUAAUAGAUGUGCUUUUAUUUUUGCUGUCUGCCCCCAUCACUGUGUGUAUCACCAGAAACACUCAACUAUUUAGCCUUGAAGGUCAGCCUGUGUUGACUUGGCAAUCUGUGUCUAAAAUAACUACGUACGCUGUUACUGUGCACUGUUGUGGCUUCUUCAAUACACUCCUUGUAUGCUUUGUCUA
Syngnathoides biaculeatus (alligator pipefish) is the source of this 1487-nucleotide messenger RNA. RefSeq names its product lactate dehydrogenase A4 (gene ldha). Gene Ontology annotation, molecular function: L-lactate dehydrogenase (NAD+) activity. The coding region runs from base 150 to 1148 and encodes 332 amino acids. NCBI's taxonomy places the organism in Eukaryota, Metazoa, Chordata, Actinopteri, Syngnathiformes, Syngnathidae. Gene Ontology annotation, cellular component: cytoplasm. The transcript has 8 exons. The record is from RefSeq and is a predicted model, not a curated record. Gene Ontology annotation, biological process: carboxylic acid metabolic process.